GAAGGAAAUAGAGGAAGAGGUAGAGAAGGACUUGAAGGGUUGAUAGAACCUGAACAAAGAAGACGAGGACCAAAUUUGACUCGAGAAAUCCGUGCAACACUUAUUGACCAUGUUAUCAACCAUGGACUGACACUGAUGGAAGCUGGACAAAGAGUUCAACCAAAUCUCAGCAGAAAUACUGUUGCGUCAGUAAUUCGGACAUUUCAUCGAGAAAACAGGAUUGAGGGUAGAGGACACCAAGGUGGAAGGGGCCCUAUGUUCACUCGUGCACAAGAGGCUGCCAUUGUGAACAUGGUUUUGGCCAAUAAUUGUAUCAGGCUGCGAGAAAUCCAAGCCAAUAUCAUCAAUGAUGACAAUAUUUUCAGUAACAUUCAACGAGUCUCUCUGUCAACAUUAGGUCGAAUCCUAAAGAAAAAUCAAAUAUACAUGAAGCAACUGUAUCGGGUACCAUUUGACAGAAAUUCAGAGAGAGUGAAACAUCUGCGCAAUGAGUAUGUGGAGAGAGUCUUGCAAAUGGAUGCAGCAGAAAUUCAACAUGAAUUUAUAUAUGUGGAUGAGGCUGGAUUUAACCUUGCGAAAACAAGAAGAAGAGGGAGAAAUGUAAUUGGACACAGGGCAAUCACCAAUGUGCCAGGGCAGCGAGGGGGUAACAUCACCAUUUGCGCUGCUAUCACACAAAAUGGGGUCCUCCACCACCAUGCAAAUCUGGGACCCUAUAAUGCAAAUCUAAUUCUUGCAUUUCUUGACCGAUUGCAUGAGAUUGUCACAGCAUUACACCAAGUGGACCAUAUGCGGUACAUUGUCGUUUGGGACAAUGUCUCAUUCCAUCGGGCUGCUCUGGUCCAGAAUUGGUUCCAUGAUCACCCUGAUUUUGAAGUCUUAUACCUUCCCCCAUACUCCCCCUUCCUGAAUCCUAUAGAAGAGUUUUUUUCAGCGUGGCGGUGGAAGGUAUACGACCUGCGGCCCUAUGACCGUUGCCCCUCAUUCAGGCCAUGGAGCAGGCCUGUGAUCUUAUUGAAGCAGCUUCUGUGCAGGGGUGGAUUCGUCACACAAGGCGAUUCUUCCAACGGUGCCUUGCCAAUGAAGACAUAG
Messenger RNA from Onychostoma macrolepis, 1092 nucleotides. RefSeq lists its product as uncharacterized. The transcript is spliced from 3 exons. NCBI's taxonomy places the organism in Eukaryota, Metazoa, Chordata, Actinopteri, Cypriniformes, Cyprinidae. Gene Ontology annotation, molecular function: nucleic acid binding. The record is from RefSeq and is a predicted model, not a curated record. The coding region runs from base 136 to 1092 and encodes 318 amino acids.